AUGGUUUUAUAUAGUUCAUCAGCUCACUUUAUCAAAGGUGGUACAUAAUACCUAUACUGUUUUAUAUUGAUCUCAAGUAUACCCAAUCUCUUAGAAUCCCUCCAGAUUUCAAGCCUCUGCAUUGAGUUCGAAUUCUUGAAGCUCUUCGUCUCUUUGCCCUAAAAGGACAUGCUAUAUANUGAAUAUAAAAAUAAUAAAAAAGUUGGUAAAUGGGAAAUAUUUUGGAAUAAUGAGGAAGAUAUUAAAUAAAUGUAAGAAAAUAGAUAUAUAUAUUAAUGUCUGUAUUUAGUGGUGGUGGAUUUUAUGAUGAUGGAGGAGAUGAAUUGAAGUUUGGUAAGUGGGUGGAAGUAUCCGACGGAUUUCACGUGUAUUCUUAAGUAACUUAGGUUGGUGAAUAUAAACUUGGUAAAAAGGUUGGGAGAUGGAAUAUAUGUUAUAGUGAUUCAGAAGGAAAUAAAACGAUGUAAAAAUAUUCUAGUUAAUGCUUGUUUUUAGUGGUGGUGGAUUAUAUGAAGAAAGUGGUACUGAAAUUAAGGUUGGUAAUUGGUUGGAAAUUUCUGAUGAAUUUACAUCUUACAUUUAAGUAAUGUAUUAAGGUGAAUAUCUAAAUAAUAAAAAAUGCGGUAGAUGGGAUAUUUGGUUUAAUUUUUUAGAAAAUUAGAUAAUGUAUUAUAAUAAUAAAGUGUUUCUGUUUUAGUGGUGGCGGAACUUAUGAUGAAGAAGGCUAUGGGAUUAAAUUGGGUAAUUGGGUGGAAUUGUGGGAUGAAUUUCAAAUUUUAUCUUAAAUUAUGUACAAUGGUGAAUAUAAAAACGCUAAAAAAGUUGGAAAAUGGGAUUUGUUGUAUAGGUAUUAUGAUGAAAGUGAGUUUAAAUUGAUGUAAAAAGUUUCAUCUAUAUUUAUGAAUUAUAAUUCAUUUUUAGAGGUGGAGGAUAAUAUAAUAGUGACGGGAUAAAGGAUGGUUAUUGGGUGGAAAUAAAUAAUGGAUUUUAAUGGACUUCUGAAAUAAUAGAUGAUGGUGAAUAUAAGAAAGGUAAAAAAGUUGGAAAAUGGAGCCAAUAGUAUCGAGACUGGAACAAAAUAGAAGAAGGCUUUAUUAAGAUAAAAGAAAUUAUAUAUGAUAAUUGA
This is a messenger RNA of Paramecium primaurelia, 1126 nucleotides long. The record is from the annotation of a GenBank genome assembly. Lineage: Eukaryota; Ciliophora; Oligohymenophorea; Peniculida; Parameciidae.